CAGGUCCAGUAGUGAGUGCUUUGGCCAACAAAUACGGCUGUCGUUUCGUAACAAUUAUGGGAAGUGUUAUCGCAUUCAUUGCUUUGCUUUUAUCAACCAUUGCACCCAAUAUUGAAGUUCUUAUGUUAACUUAUGGAGUAAUGGGAGGCGUCGGGUUUGGUAUGAUUUAUUUGCCGGCAAUCGUAUCGGUGGGCUAUUACUUUACGACACGGCGAGCGUUGGCCACCGGACUGGCCGUUUGCGGGUCAGGUGUGGGCGCCUUCAUGUUUGCGCCGAUGACUCAGUACUUGUUAACCAAAAUGGAUUGGAAGAACACUCUCAUGAUUUUGGCGGCGCUGGCCCUCCACUGCUCGGUGUUCGGGGCACUCAUGCGACCGCUCAAUGUUCACGCGGAGGCCAUCGUUGUCGACGAGUCCAGCACCAGGACGUCGGACAGAAAGCCGUUACUGCAGAGGAUAGCGGAGGAGAAGCGCCGGCGA
Messenger RNA from Oppiella nova, 479 nucleotides. The record is from the annotation of a GenBank genome assembly. NCBI's taxonomy places the organism in Eukaryota, Metazoa, Arthropoda, Arachnida, Sarcoptiformes, Oppiidae.